GUUAACAUCAAAUUAAAAAUACCGAGCCAAAAAAAGACGCCAAAAAUCGAAGGCUUCAGAAUGAAGGUACCUGUUAUAGGGAUUGAUCUUGGAACUACGUACUCUUGUGUAGGAGUUUUCCAACACGGAAAGGUGGAAAUAAUAGCGAAUGACCAAGGAAACCGAACGACACCAAGUUAUGUGGCGUUUACGGAGACGGAGCGCAUGAUCGGGGACGCCGCGAAAAACCAGGUGGCGAUGAAUCCGAAGAACACGAUCUUUGACGCCAAGAGACUUAUUGGGAGAAAAUUCGAGGAGUCGUCCGUGCAAAGUGAUAUGAAGCAUUGGCCGUUUAAGGUGUUGAACAAGCAAGGGAAACCUAUGGUUCAAGUGGAAUAUAAGAACGAAAUUAAAACCUUUAGUCCGGAGGAAAUUAGCUCGAUGGUGUUGAUCAAAAUGAAGGAGACGGCGGACGCUUUUCUAGGGGAGAAAGUCACACAAGCCGUCAUUACGGUCCCUGCUUAUUUUAACGAUUCGCAGCGUCAAGCGACAAAGGAUGCAGGCGUCAUAGCAGGAUUAGAUGUGUUGAGGAUAGUCAAUGAGCCUACGGCCGCGGCUCUAGCCUACGGUUUAGACAAGAAUUUAUCUGGCGAGAAGAACGUUUUGAUAUACGAUUUAGGAGGGGGUACUUUCGAUGUGUCGAUUCUCACGAUCGACGAAGGCUCGGUUUUCGAGGUGCAGUCUACGGCCGGAGACACACAUUUAGGAGGUGAGGAUUUUGACAACAGAAUGGUAGACCACUUUGUGAAAGAAUUUAAGAGGAAAUACCAGCGGGAUAUAACGUCCAACAACAGAGCUCUCAGAAGGCUACGUACUGCUUGUGAAAGAGCCAAAAGAACUCUUUCCAGCAGCACAGAGGCUAGCAUAGAAAUCGACUCUCUGUACGAUGGAGUAGAUUACUACACCAAAAUAACUCGCGCAAGAUUCGAAGAACUGUGUUCUGACUUAUUCAAAAGUACGAUGGAGCCCGUCGAGAGAGCGUUGACGGACGCAAAGUUAGACAAAUCAAAAAUACACGACAUCGUGCUGGUUGGUGGAUCUACAAGAAUACCCAAGAUCCAAAAACUACUCAGCGACUUCAUGGGAGGAAAGGAGCUGAACCGCUCCAUCAAUCCGGACGAAGCUGUGGCCUACGGCGCCGCUAUCCAAGCCGCUAUUUUGUCGGGGGACCGGAGUGACGCUAUAAAAGACGUGCUUUUAAUCGACGUCGCACCGUUAUCCUUAGGUAUAGAAACAGCUGGCGGCGUCAUGACGAAUCUGAUUGAUAGAAACAGUCGAAUUCCAUGCAAAACUAGCAAAACCUUCACAACAUACUCAGAUAACCAACCAGGUGUCCAUAUUCAGGUAUUUGAAGGCGAACGCGCCAUGACUCGAGACAAUCACAAACUCGGGAACUUUGAUCUCACGGGCAUUCCACCAGCGCCCAGAGGUGUUCCGCAGAUCGAUGUGGAAUUUGACUUAGAUGCAAACUGUAUUCUAAAUGUUUCUGCAGUAGACAAAAGCACUGGAAGAUCCAAUAAGGUAACCAUUACAAACGACAAAGGACGAUUGACCAAGGCCGAGAUUGACCGAAUGGUUUCGGACGCCGAAAAGUACCGAGAGGAAGACGAAAACCAGAAAGAACGCGUGCAGUCCAAAAAUCAGCUGGAACAUUACGUGUAUGGCGUCCGUAGCGCAGUGGAAGAGGAAAAAGGCAAACUAGAACCUUCAGAGAAAACGGUAGCGUUGAAUGCCUGCGAGGAAGCUCUAAAAUGGCUGGACCUUAAUGCCGAGGCUGAGAAGUCAGAAUAUGAAAGUAAACUGAAGAUGGUACAGGACACGUGCAGUCCAAUGAUGACAAAGCUCCAUGGUGAUCAGAAAGGAGAGAGUACUGGGGGCGGACCUAAAGUGGAGGAAGUUGACUAAUCAGGUGUUAUUUGUGAAACCACGUUAACUCAUUGAAUUAUUCAACGUCACUGGAGUUGUUUAUGAAAAGAAACUACUUAUAAUCAUGCAUGCCGACGAUAUUUAACUUGUAGUCUUUUAUGUUAUUAAAUAUAUGUUAAAAAAAUGUCUUCAUAUGUUUGAACACUUUACUGAUGUAUUUAUGUUAACUGAGAAUCGCAUGGUUCUUGGUACUAAAACAAUACAAUACAAUACUGUAUGAUUAUAAAAGACAGUGAUUCUCAUCGAGAGUUAAAACUCCCAAGACGAGGCAAGUUGGGGACUGAAUUGACUUUAUUCCGUAGAGGGUCAUAAAAAUAACCGUAUAGAUCCACCAUAUUGUCUUUGUAUGGAAAGCAUUCUAUGAACUUGUAAGUAUAAAUUUGAUUUUUGGAAACAUCCUAUGUAAAUGUAGGGGAUAAAAUGAUGCUCUGUCUAAUUGUCUAUCAAAUUAAUUAA
Magallana angulata is the source of this 2421-nucleotide messenger RNA. Its product is annotated as heat shock protein 68-like. Gene Ontology annotation, cellular component: cytoplasm. The record is from RefSeq and is a predicted model, not a curated record. The transcript has a single exon. Gene Ontology annotation, molecular function: misfolded protein binding; ATP-dependent protein folding chaperone; ATP hydrolysis activity. The coding region runs from base 61 to 1944 and encodes 627 amino acids. Gene Ontology annotation, biological process: protein refolding; cellular response to unfolded protein. Lineage: Eukaryota; Metazoa; Mollusca; Bivalvia; Ostreida; Ostreidae.